Grus americana (Whooping crane) is the source of this 4482-nucleotide messenger RNA. RefSeq names its product tyrosylprotein sulfotransferase 1 (gene TPST1). Gene Ontology annotation, cellular component: Golgi apparatus. Gene Ontology annotation, molecular function: protein-tyrosine sulfotransferase activity. NCBI's taxonomy places the organism in Eukaryota, Metazoa, Chordata, Aves, Gruiformes, Gruidae. The transcript has 7 exons. The coding region runs from base 2737 to 3876 and encodes 379 amino acids. Gene Ontology annotation, biological process: peptidyl-tyrosine sulfation. The record is from RefSeq and is a predicted model, not a curated record.
AGGAAACAAAGCGGUCAUUUUUGCUUUGCUAACAUCAUCUUGUGGCUGACUCAUAGGCCUGACUUUUCUGGGAAUAAAAUUCGGUUACUACACUUCUGCUUAGCUACACUUUCUUGUACUGAAACUUGUAGAUCCUAACUCUGGCUUCCUUUUUUUUUUUUUUUGUUACACUUAAAUUUUUCUAGGAAUUUGUUUUAGUCUGUCAUUUGAAACUAUUGCUGCUAAAGGCCUUCUCUACCAUUGUAGUCAUCUUCAACUUAGGACUGUGUUGUGUGUGUGAGGGGGUUGUGUUUGUUUUGCGUGGGGUUUUUUGUUUUGUUUUGGGAUAUUUUUAUGAAGAGUUGUAUGUGUUUUUAGGUGGAGUGGCACUUUGCUCUUCUCAGGCAAAAAUGCCACAAUUUUUCAAAGCUCUACUUAAAUGCUGACGAGGGGUUGCCGAUUGCCUUGUUGUGAUUUUUAAAUGCUGUCAAUUUAGUUACUGUUAACAGCAGAACAUUAAUGGACUUGCAAUAAUCCUUCAGGUUGACAGAUGUGAUCCAGAGCCCUUACUCAUGGCGAGGAGGGAGAAGGUGGGGUUUAUUUGCAAGCUGCUGGAAGGGCAGUAACUGCCAUACGUCAUACUUGUCCUAAAGAGCUUUCUAUGUAACUUCAGGCGCAGAAGGGAGUUUGCUGGCAUGUAGAAUAGAUCAAUUUGCUGAGAGGUGCUGUUUCUGUCUGCUCCUCUGUUGGUUUCCUGAUAUACAAAGCCCUGGUCUUGUCACAGUUCAUGGCAGUUGCAUGCUCUAGGUAUUGCUUCCAGGCAAGAAAACAGCACAGAAGGUUGUAGGACAGUUUAAUACUAGCUCCUUAUGGUCUUUCAGCCUUUGGCAUCUUUGAACUUAUGAAAAAAGUUACUGCAUCAAAUGAAAGUAUUUGUGGGUGAUUGGUGUGGGGCGCUUUGGUCGUGUGGAUGGGUUUUUGCUUUUGUGAGUGGUCAAUACUUAGAGCAAUUUAGGAAACCUGCUCACAGACUGCAACGCAUGUUUGCAUUCACAGCUGGAAUUGUGCUGAGAGUGAGUCAUCCUUCUGCCUUACCCAACUCGUGAAUUGAGGAUUUCGGCCUUCGGUCAACAGGCUUUCCUCUGAUGCUGCUUGUUCUGAAAGCUGGUGCUGGUGUGUGUGUGUUUUGGGUUUGUUUUUUUUUUUAAAGUGCUAUCCUAAUAUAAAUGAUCAAAGGAAAACAGUUGAUGCACAUGGUCUUGAUAGGUAGCUGAUCACUAGAGGAAAACAUAACUUUUGCAUCUGGGGACCUUUAGUGUCUUCCAGGAGUAGUUUUUAGUUUGGAAGAUGAAGAUUUUUGUGGAGGUGGGGUUUUUGUUGUUUUUAGUUUUUGUUUGGGUGGGUUUUUUGAGGAAAUUAGUUUUAUGGAGUGUACUCAAACUGAAUAAUGUUAGGGAUUGUAUGAAGUGUAAAUAUUUGCACGUCUUGUGUGCUCUGUAGCAAAAUACUGUUUCUGUUAACUCCUCUCUCAAAUAAGUACUGACUUUUAACUAAAUCUUUACUGUAUCUAAAGCAUUUAAAAAGGUUCUGUGUACUAUUUGCUAGUUUUAAGCAGAACAGUGUUCCUUCCCUAGUUGAAAGUUAGAUGUUCAUGCGGAAUCUCUUCAGGAGAGAGACUUUCUGCCUUUUGGUGCUAUGGAAGUAUUUACUGAAUGAUUUUUUUGAGCAUUACUCAGCUGACCUCCACUUAGAUCUCUGGGAUUUUAUUCCUUUUAAUGUCCAGAUAUUUUAGGUAUGGUUAAAGCCAGCUCUUCAGCAAGGAGAGGUAUGUAAAUAGAAUGAAUCUUGUUACAGAGAAUGAACUGAUUAUAACAGAGUGGUGUUCUGGUAAGAGUUAUGAUUCUUAAGUUAUGAUUCCAAUUUAAUUUUGGAAACAAAAACUAUUAAGCUGAACUUUGAAUGUAGUAUUGUGGCAACUGUUGAUUGGAAUAAGCUUUGUCAGCGUGAAGGGGGCGAGACAUUGUCUCACAGCUUGGUGACUGGGUCUCUUGGAUGCACUGCAAAAAAAAAAAUACUGCUGUGAUGGAUGCUUGCAUGAGGAAUUCCCUUACUCCCUUCUUCUGCCCCUGCGCUGUUACGUUCUGUCCUCUGUCUGCUGCUGUCUGGUGCAGUGCAAGGCACUUGCCUGCUAAGAGGUGCAGCAGAGCCUGCCAGGCAGCCUGGCAGUUUGUGAAGGCCAGCAGUCUGACGAGGGACAGGUCCAGAGAGUCUUGCUCGGAUGGUGACUUGAGAAUUUCUGAGUUGGUGACUGGAUUUGCGUGGAGGAAAAGGUUAAGCGGAUAAUGUUUUGUAGAGGGGCUAGAGAGUCGGCAUAAGCGUGUUCUUCAUUUAGGGGUGUGUUGUGCGUUGCUGACAGAGAUGGAAAAGCUUUGAGGAAGCCAGUCAUUUAAAAUGUUGGCGGUACCUCACUACUUGGAGUUCCUUACAAUUAAAAGCAUCUGUGAUUCAUACUGUUCAGCAAGUUAUUUCAGCUCUGAAAAGCAAGCUCUUAUUUAAAAUUUCAAUUAGAGUACUUAUUUCAUUUGAAUUUUGAGAGGAAGAGUCAGUUUUCAGCCUGCCUUAUCUGAAAAUCCAAAGCUGUUGAAUUACAGAAGACAGACCUUAAUUUAUUUUGGAUUAGGAUUCCCAUGGCAUGUGAACUAGAAGAUAAUUUGAAAUAGAAGGUCUCAUUAUUUUGAAGUGACAAUCUUUAUCAAAAUGGUUGGAAAACUCAAACAGAACUUGCUGUUGGCAUGUCUGGUGAUCAGUUCGGUGACAGUAUUUUAUUUGGGCCAACACGCUAUGGAGUGUCACCAUCGAAUAGAAGAACGCAGCCAGCCUGUGAGGAUGGAAAGUGUGAGAAGCACAGUAAGAACUGCUUCCGAUGUAAAUGCAAACAAAACCUUUGCUUACAACAAAGACAUGCCUUUAAUAUUUAUUGGAGGAGUACCUCGAAGUGGCACUACCUUAAUGCGUGCCAUGCUUGAUGCCCAUCCGGAUAUUCGAUGUGGAGAAGAGACAAGGGUAAUCCCGCGAAUUCUGGCAGUUAAGCAGAUGUGGGCUAGAUCAAGCAAAGAGAAGAUCCGACUGGAUGAAGCUGGAGUCACAGAUGAGGUUCUGGACUCAGCCAUGCAAGCAUUCUUACUGGAAAUCAUUGUGAAACAUGGAGAGCCUGCUCCAUAUUUGUGUAACAAAGAUCCUUUUGCUUUAAAAUCCUUAACUUAUCUCGCUAGAAUUUUCCCCAAUGCCAAAUUUCUUCUAAUGGUACGGGAUGGUCGUGCAUCUGUGCAUUCCAUGAUAUCUAGAAAAGUCACUAUAGCUGGGUUUGACCUUAACAGCUACAGGGAUUGUUUGACCAAGUGGAAUCGUGCUAUAGAAACUAUGUAUAACCAGUGUAUGGAGGUUGGUUUUGAAAGGUGUAUGCUGGUACAUUACGAACAACUUGUAUUGCAUCCUGAAAGAUGGAUGAGAACUCUCUUAAAGUUUCUCCGCAUACCAUGGAACCAAGCAGUGCUGCACCAUGAAGAAAUGAUUGGAAAAGCAGGGGGUGUUUCUCUUUCAAAGGUUGAAAGAUCUACUGACCAAGUAAUCAAGCCAGUCAAUGUGGAAGCACUGUCAAAGUGGGUUGGGAAGAUACCUGCUGAUGUUCUGCAAGAUAUGCCCGUGAUUGCACCCAUGCUAGCAAAACUGGGUUAUGAUCCAUAUGCCAAUCCACCAAAUUAUGGAAAGCCAGAUCAAAAAGUUGUGGAAAACACAAGGAGGGUCUAUAAAGGUGAAUUUCAACUUCCCGACUUUCUUAAAGAAGUGCCACAGCCAAAGAAGACAGUAGAAAGGAAGUCUCGUGGCAAGAUAAAAUGAACGUGGAUCAGUAAAGUCGAAUAGCCGUAGUACCGAACCUAUGGAAUAGAAGAUGCAACGGACAUUUCUUGCACAGAAGAAAAAAAGACUGCUGCCUUCUCAAUGGAAAUGAUCUUACAAGGACUGUCCCGCUAAGACCAGUGAGGUGUAUUGCUCAUGGCCUGCUUUUUUCAGAAUUUUCUCCCCCAUUUCUUUCAUACUGUUUUUGUUCAAAAUUUUGCUGUUGUGAGUGCAUGUAAAACUGUUUAAAAAAAAAAAAAUCACUGAUGUUAAUGUAGAACCGUAUUACAUUCACACAACUAUUUUUUUAAGGUUUUAAAAAAUGCAAAGCAAUGCCUGUCUCAGAAAUUGCUAUUCUGUCUCCAUUACAAAACUCCAUCUUAAAAUAUUUUUUUUUUUUUACUGUAGCAGUUUGGUUUUAAAUGUAUGAAGCUUUCAAAAGAGUGGUCUGUGCUUGUCCUAAAAGAUUUUUGGUGGAACAGUUGUUUUAGUCACAUGUGGAAAUUGUUAAAUAUCUUUUAUUUAAAAAAAGUUGAUAAAUUACAUGUACAAUUACAAUUCAAUGAUCUUUUGUAUUUUAUUUUUCAAAAUAAAUGCUUUAAAUGU